Messenger RNA from Saccoglossus kowalevskii, 984 nucleotides. RefSeq names its product 5-hydroxytryptamine receptor 4-like. Gene Ontology annotation, cellular component: membrane. Gene Ontology annotation, molecular function: melanocortin receptor activity. Gene Ontology annotation, biological process: G protein-coupled receptor signaling pathway. The record is from RefSeq and is a predicted model, not a curated record. Lineage: Eukaryota; Metazoa; Hemichordata; Enteropneusta; Harrimaniidae.
AUGAAUGUGACAAAAACAUUUACUGCAUGGCACCCCGAGAAUUUUGUCAAUAAUGGAUCUAACUGGACAAAUGAUGAACGUGACAAAUACAGCACCUUGGACUGUGAUAGUUUGAUGACGUUAUUCUACACGGAGCUUGGGGUGUUGGCAUUUCUAGGUAUUCCCGUCGUGAUUGGAAACACUUUAGUGAUACUUGCAGUUUACCAGAAUCACAACUUACGGACACCUCCAAACUACUUUAUCGUCAGUUUGGCAUUUGCUGAUUUGAUGAUUGGAGUAACAAUGGCUGCCCAGAAUGUACUAUUGCAUGGCCAGGGUGUUAUAACUCACAAAUGGGCAUGUGUAGUUAUAAGUGUAAUUGCAUAUAAUCCUAUAGGGGCAUCACUUUCACAUUUACUAGCAAUCGGAAUUGACAGAUACAUUGCAAUUCUUCACCCUCUUCGUUAUCACCAAUUGAUCACCGUGUCAAGAGUCAAGGUAGUCAUCGUCAUAAUAUGGGUCUAUUGUUUUGUUACCAUAGCUCCAAUCUGGUUCAUGACUGACAGUAAAGCUAAUAGUUGUUAUGAACUAAUGAUACCAAUUAUUCGUGGACCGGGAAUUUUUAUUACUAUAGUAGCAUUUGUCGUUCCAUUGAUCAUCAUGGUUGCUAUCUAUGCCAGAAUAUUUGUAAUUGCAAGACAUCAUCUGCGGAGAAUAAAUCCGCAGUCAGAGGACACUCAGCAACAACACUAUAUGAAACGUGAGGUUAAAGCAGCUAUAACGCCAUGUGUCGUAAUUGGAGUCAUGCUUUUCUGUUGGGUUCCACAGUUCAUUGUUGUAGUCAUGGAUCGUUAUGAAGUUUGUGCGAACCCACAACGUUUUGUUUCAAAUCUGUUUAUGCUAAUUAACUCUGGAGCUAAUCCUCUUAUUUAUGCACGACAUAACACCGAGUUUCGUCAGGCAUUCAGAAAAAGCAUUCAGAAAAUUAAAGCAUCAUUAUGUUAA